This is a messenger RNA of Verticillium dahliae VdLs.17, 633 nucleotides long. RefSeq lists its product as uncharacterized. The transcript has a single exon. The record is from RefSeq and is a predicted model, not a curated record. NCBI's taxonomy places the organism in Eukaryota, Fungi, Ascomycota, Sordariomycetes, Glomerellales, Plectosphaerellaceae. Bases 1 to 633 code for a protein of 210 amino acids.
AUGCCUCCCAACCACUUAUAUGACUACGUCCUUCUCAACGAUGAUGCCUUUCUCUUGUGUUCCACAUUCAUGAUGCCUUCACCACGCGCCGGGAACUAUUUCCCACCCCCGCAUGACCUGCACGACUGGAUUGACGCCCAAGUCUGCGCAAGAAAAGAUGUUGGAUCUUUUCGAGCUGAGAUCAACCAUGGUGGUCAGAGAAUCAAGACGUGCGUGGCUUCAUCUAUGCAAGCGGUCAUGGAAGGAAGGACGCUGACAAGACACAGGUCUGUGAGAAUCUGGAAGACGGUUGAGGAGUGUGUUGCGACAAAAUCACGUCUUCGCGUGGCAGCCAACAUUAUGGCGAAUUGGACCAUGGGAAAUUUCUUGGCGCAGGAAGGCGCCAGUGUUUUCCAAGGAUUGCCAUCACAGGACUAUCUCAUGAAACCAUCACUAUAUCAGACUACGAGAAUUUUCGAGAGGCUCUCCGCAAACCGAGAUCUGCUACCGAAGGAUGCCCUCCCAGCACUAGGCGUCCAAACGCCUGACGGGGUCACACUGGGGUUUUUUGUACUAGUGAGCUACGCGUUGGCUUUGGAUUCGGCGGAAGUCGCGCACACAGGGAGCAUAAAGCCCGCGAUGCACGGCGCAUAA